AUGAUAUUAAAUUUAUUUAGUUUUUAUGGAAAAAUAGAAAAAAUGAUUUAUAUUAAAGAUAAGUCUUCAUGCUUAAUAGAAUAUAAGAAUUUAUAUGAUGCCUAAAUAUCUAAAGAUAACUUAAAUGAUAUUACAUUUAUGAGAAAUUAGAUAAAAGUUUAUUUAAUUUAAAAAUUAAUUCCUGAUAAAAUUUAUAAAUGUUGA
Ichthyophthirius multifiliis is the source of this 204-nucleotide messenger RNA. RefSeq lists its product as hypothetical. Gene Ontology annotation, molecular function: RNA binding. The record is from RefSeq and is a predicted model, not a curated record. The transcript has 2 exons. NCBI's taxonomy places the organism in Eukaryota, Ciliophora, Oligohymenophorea, Hymenostomatida.